GCGUCGGUAGCCAUUUCAGACCGGGGAACAAAGCCUAAAGGAGUUCUUGCUUCAACAGUGUUUGGACGGAACCUCUUACAUUUUGUUCCUGCAUUUUCUUUGAGCCGAGCAGCCUGCGUCCCAGAGAAAUUUCAAUCCUGCUUCUACUUGAACACUACUAAAGAAGUCGACGUACAGCUUUAUUUUUCUACAUUUUUUCGUUAAGAAAAACCAGCUAAGAUGGAAUCCCAGGUGCGUCAGAACUACCACCGCGACGUUGAGGCUGCCAUUAACAAGAUGGUGAACAUGGAGCUGUUCGCCUCCUACACCUACACUUCCAUGGCCUUUUACUUCAACCGCGACGAUGUGGCUCUGCCAGGCUUCUCCCACUUCUUCAAGGAGAACAGUGGUGAGGAGAGGGAGCAUGCUGACAAGCUGCUGUCCUUCCAGAACAAGAGAGGGGGGCGCAUCUUUCUCCACGAUGUCAAGAAACCUGAGAAGGAUGAAUGGGGCAGUGGCCUGGAGGCCAUGCAGUCUGCCCUGCAGCUUGAGAAAAAUGUCAACCAGGCUCUACUGGAUCUGCACAAGCUGGCCUCCGAUCAUGUCGAUCCACAUCUGUGUGACUUCCUGGAGACCCACUACUUAAACGAGCAGGUGGAGGCUAUCAAGAAGCUUGGUGACCACAUCACCAACCUGACCCGCAUGGAUGCCAAAAACAACAAGAUGGCAGAGUACCUGUUUGACAAGCACACCCUGGAAAGCAAAAGCUAAACGCCCAGAAUUAAACGUGGACUAGACAUCUUUAACAGAGGCUUCAUGCUAAACCUGAAUUUACUCUAUUGUUUCAGAAGUAUUUCUUUGACCUAGACUAAUCAGUUUCUGAAGUAGUUGGUCCUAUUGUAACUUUGCUUUGAUUCUCUGAAUAAACAUUUUGAGCUGGA
This is a messenger RNA of Girardinichthys multiradiatus, 920 nucleotides long. Its product is annotated as ferritin, middle subunit-like. Gene Ontology annotation, biological process: iron ion transport; intracellular iron ion homeostasis. The coding region runs from base 220 to 750 and encodes 176 amino acids. The transcript is spliced from 4 exons. NCBI's taxonomy places the organism in Eukaryota, Metazoa, Chordata, Actinopteri, Cyprinodontiformes, Goodeidae. The record is from RefSeq and is a predicted model, not a curated record. Gene Ontology annotation, cellular component: cytoplasm. Gene Ontology annotation, molecular function: ferrous iron binding; ferric iron binding.